Molecule: messenger RNA, 1327 nt
Organism: Vicia villosa (hairy vetch)
Lineage: Eukaryota; Viridiplantae; Streptophyta; Magnoliopsida; Fabales; Fabaceae
Product: heme oxygenase 1, chloroplastic-like
Exons: 4
Coding region: 290-1135 (281 amino acids)
Biological process (GO): phytochromobilin biosynthetic process; heme oxidation
Molecular function (GO): heme oxygenase (decyclizing) activity
Source: RefSeq, a predicted model, not a curated record
CCCUCGCUUCUAUGAAAGGGGAGAAGGCAGACACAGAACACAAGACCUCAGACUGAACACCGGCACGCCCCAUUUCAAACACUUAUCCUCAAUCAAGCACCAUUAUUAUUAUUUUAAUUUAAUACACCUCCUUUAUUUUAAUUUAUUCCUUUUUUUUAUUAAUUUUCCAUCUAUCGUCGCUUUUUCUUCAACGUUACUUCUAGGUUACUGCACCAGCCUCUCACAUCUCCAAUACUAAUUAAUUCUUUCUCAGUUUCACAUCACAUCUCCGUGCACUCAACUCUCUUCCAUGGCGUCACCAACAGCUCUUUACCGAAUCCAUUCCCUUUUUCUUUAUAAAAACAAUAACCCCCAACUCUCUGUUUCACAAACUCGUCAAUUUCGUUCCAAUUUCUUCUUUCAAAGGAAGUUAUCAUUCGAGGUGCCCAGGAUGCCAAGGAAAGAAACCGUUAUUGUGUCUGCCACGACGGCGGAGAAGAAGCGUCAUCCCGGUGAGGCGAAGGGGUUUGUGGAGGAGAUGAGGUUUGUGGCUAUGAGGUUACAUACGAAGGACCAGGCAAAGGAAGGUGAGAAACAAGUUGAAAAGCCUGAAGAGAGAGCCGUCACUAAGUGGGAACCUACUGUUGAUGGAUACUUGAAGUUCCUUGUUGAUAGCAAGCUUGUUUACGAUACACUCGAUAAGAUUGUUCAAGAUGCUGCUUAUCCUUAUUAUGCUGAAUUCAAAAAUACUGGUUUGGAGAGGUCGGCAAGUUUGGACAAAGAUUUGGAGUGGUUCAAGGAGCAAGGUUAUACCAUUCCUGAACCUUCAUCUCCUGGUCUUAGCUAUGCCCAGUAUCUUACAGAUUUGUCUCAGAACGACCCUCAGGCUUUCAUUUGUCACUUUUACAACAUCUACUUUGCACAUUCAGCUGGCGGUCGAAUGAUUGGGAAGAAGAUUGCUAGUCAGUUACUUAACAACCAUGGUUUGGAGUUCUAUAAAUGGGAUGGUGACCUUUCACAGUUGUUGCAGAAUGUUAGAGACAAACUGAAUAAAGUUGCUGAAGAAUGGACUCGAGAAGAGAAGAAUCAUUGUCUGGAAGAAACAGAGAAGUCAUUCAAGUUAUCAGGAGAGAUUCUGCGUCUAAUACUAUCGUGAUAAUCUGGCCCCAACUAUAUGUAAUUAUGUGUGUUGUUGAAGUGCAUGGCGGAAGCCAAUGCCAAUAACAUUGUUGUUUCAUCAUAUGUAUAUAUAAAAAAAAUGUAGAUGUAUAUUUAAUUUUCAAUUCACGAAGGAAUAAUAGAACUUACAACUUACGUUAUUGAAAUGAAGCACCAUUUUGUUGUUUUA